This is a messenger RNA of Aureococcus anophagefferens, 6135 nucleotides long. RefSeq lists its product as hypothetical. NCBI's taxonomy places the organism in Eukaryota, Pelagophyceae, Pelagomonadales, Pelagomonadaceae. The record is from RefSeq and is a predicted model, not a curated record. The transcript has 2 exons. The coding region runs from base 1 to 6135 and encodes 2044 amino acids.
AUGCGCGCACGGUUCCUGGUCCUCGUCGGCCUGCGCGCCGCGUCUCCCUGCUUCGACGUCGUGCUGCUCGACAGCUUCGGCGACGGGUGGCAGGGCGCGGCGGUCGUCGUCACCCGGGCGAAGGACGCACUGUCGCCGCCGCUGCUCGUCGGCCAGCUGGCCAGCGGCUACUCCGAGACCGUCGAGCUCUGCCUCGCCGACGGCUGCUACGACGUCGCCGUCGGCGAAGACCUCUACGCGUCGGAGGUCUCCGUCGUCGUCGACGGCCGCGCGACGGCCGGCGCGCCGGCGAACGCGUCCUUCGCCGUCGAGGCCGGGCGCGUCGGCGCCUGGGGCUCCUGCGCGACGCGCGCGCCGACGCUCACGGCCGCGCCGUCGGCGAGCGCCCGCCCGACGGCCGCGCCGAGCCACCCGUGCGCGGAGAUCGUCCUCCGAGACAGCUACGGCGACGGCUGGCAGGGCGCGGCGCUGGCCAUAGCGCGCGGCGCGGUCACGGUCUUCACGGGCGCGCUGGCGAGCGGCGACGAGGCCGUGGAUUUCGCGUGCCUCGACGACGGGUGCUACGCGGCGGCGCUCGGCAACGACACGUACCCGAGCGAGGUGUCGGCGACCGUCGGCGGCCACGCGCUCGCCGGCGCGCCCGCGGCGGCGGACUUCCUCCUCGCCGCGGGGGUCGUCGUCGCCUGGGGCACCUGCGACACGCCGGCCCCGACGGCGACGGCGUCGCCGAGCGCCGCGCCGACCGCGGGCCCGACGGCGCCGCCGACGACGGCGGGCCCGUCCGUCGCGCCGACGUCGCGGCCGACGGCCGCGCCGUCGCUCACGGCGGCGCCCACGGCCACGCGCGCGCCGACGAAGACGCCCUGGUGGCACCACUGGAUCACCAGCGCGACGCCGUUCUGCCGCCUCGGCGACGCGAGCCUCUGCGCGGGCAACCACCACUUCCUCGUCGAGGUCACGCAGCACGGGCCCUUCGAGGCCGUCCCCGCGAACUGGACGGCGCCGGCGCUGGCGGACCUCGACGGCGACGGCGACGUCGACCUCGUCGCGGCCGGCGCGGCGGGCGCGGCCUACUGGGAGAACGACCCGGACCCGCGCGGGACGCCCGCGUUCGCCGCGGCGGCGGACAACCCCUUCGCGGACGUCGCGACGUCGGAGUGGAGCUCGCUCGUGCUCGGCGACGUCGACGGCGACGGCGAUCUGGACCUGCUCGUCAACGGCGACGUCGACGGCGACGGCUACGUCUUCGGCAUCCGCUACUGGGAGAACGUCGGGUCGUCGCGGUCGCCGGCGUUCGCCGAGGCGGACGACAACCCCUUCGCGGGCGUCGAGAUCGCCUUCUUCUCGCGCCCCGCGCUCGCGGACCUGGACGGCGACGCGGACCUCGACCUCGUCGUCGUCCACGACGCCGACGACGACGGCCUCGGCGAGCUCUACUACUACGAACACGUGGGGCAGACGCGGCGGCCCGCCUACGAGCUCCGGGCGGCGAGCCCCGUCGCCGGCAUCGCGCUCGACUCCUACUACGGGGAGCUGGACUUUGGGGACGUCGACGGCGACGGCGACCUGGACCUCGCGCUCGGGGACCGCGCGGGCGCGCUCCGCUUCUUCGACAACCAGGGCUCGAGCGCGGCCGCGGACCUCGUGGAGAUGACCGGCGCCGCGAGCCCCGUCCACGGCGUCGACACGGUCGGCUGGAGCUCGCCUACGUGGGUGGACCUCGACGGCGACGGCGACCUGGACCUCGCGGUCCACGCGCGCGGCGGCGCCGAGCACGACUACGCCGCGGCGCUGCGCUACUUCGACGACCUGAGCUCCGCGGCGCGCGCGCGCUUCACGCUCCUCGCCGACACGGCGGACCCCUUCGCGGGCGUCGCCGCGGGGAGCUUCUCGAUGCCGGCCUUCGGGGACACGGACGGCGACGGCGACCUGGACCUCGUGCUCGGCGAGCGGCUCGGGUCGCCCGUGGGCUGGGGGAACGUCGGGUCACCGACCGCGCCGGACUUUUCCGUCUCGGACAAGGCGCGGCCCGUCUACAUGGGCGCGGGCCAGGCCCUCGCGUUCGCGCCGGCGCUCGGCGACGUCGACGGCGACGGCGACCUGGACCUCGUGCUGGGGGCGGCGUCGGGCGGCCUCUACCUGCUCCGGAACGUCGGCGGCGCGUCCGGGGCCGCGUUCACGACGGUCAAGGCCGAGUACGACCCGUUCGACGGCCUCGCCGUCGGCGGGUACAGCAUGCCGGCGCUCGGCGACGUCGACGGCGACGGGGACCUCGACGCCUUCGUCGGCGCCGCGGACGGCUCCGUCGCCUACUGGGAGAACGCGGGCACCAGGCACGCGCCGGCCUACGAGGCGCGCGCGGGCUUGGCGAACCCGCUCCGCGCGCUCGACGUCGGCGCCUACGCGGCGCCCGCGCUGGGCGACCUCGACGGCGACGGCGACCUCGACCUCGUCGUCGGCGCGGAGGACGGCAGCUUCUGGUUCUUCUACUCCGACGGCGCGGCGCCGCCGUCGUUCCAGUACGUGAACGCGAACGUGUUCUUCGCGGGCGCCGAGGCGCUCGGCGCGAAUCUCGACUACGCGGCGCCCGCGCUCGCGGACGUCGACGGCGACGGCGACGUCGACCUCGUCGUCGGCGGCGAGGGCGGCGACCUCCACCUCUACGCCAACGGCUUCUGCACGAAGGAGGCCGACGACUGCUCGGGGAACGGGUUCUGCGACGCGACGCACCGGCCCUACUACGGGGCCGUCUGCCGCUGCCUCAGCGGGUUCACGGGGGCCCAGUGCGGCGAGUGCCAGCGCGGCUUCUGGGGAAACGCAUGCGACCUCUGCCCGGAGGGCGGCGGCGAGGACCGCGACGCGCCGCGCAUCGUCGACACGUGCGGCGUCGCCGGCAGCGGCCGGUCGCGCGGCGCCUGCGACGAGGGCUUCGCGGGCACGGGCGCCUGCGCCUGCGUCGAGCCGUUCCACGGCGCCAACUGCACGCUCGGCGAGUGCCCGUCGGGGACCUUCGAGGACGACGCGCAGAGCGCCGACGGCCUCUUCCGCCGCGCGGCCUGCGUCGGCUGCGACCAGGGCAGGUACUCCAACGAGGCGGACGGCCGCCCCCUCAUCUGCCUCCCCUGCGCGGAGCCGUCGACGACGAUCGGCGCGUCCUCGACGUCGUGCGACGCGUGCGUCGCCGGCCACUACAUGUCGCGCGACGGCGACUGCGAGUACUGCGACGAGGACGGCCACGUCUGCGACGUCGCGGGCAUCACGGUGGCGACGCUCGUCGUGCGCCGCGGCCACUGGCGCGGGUCCGCGGCGACGACGACGACCUACGCGUGCCCGCGGUCGAAGAACUGCAAGGGCGGCGCCGCGGCGGGCGACGACCUCUGCCGCGGCGACUCCAAGGGCGUCCUCUGCAACGCGUGCCGCGCGGGCCACUACCGCGUCGCCUCGGGCGGCCAGCGCGGCAAGUGCCUGCCCUGCGACGCCGUGAGCGCCGAGUCCGUCGCGCUCUGCCUGCUCAUGGCCUUUGCGGCCCUCGGCGCGCUCGCGCUCGUCGCGCGGCGCCGCGCGCGCGGCGCCGCGGCGCGCCGCGAGCGGCGCGAGGGCACCUGGCGGUCCCUCCUGCCGGCGUCGUGGCGGUCCUGGGGCUCAAAACGGAUCAAACCCUACGACGCGGACCGCAAGAAGCGGCCGAGCGACGACGCGGCCCGGGCCGUCGUCGACGCCGCGGCGUUGGCCGUCGCCGAGGCGGCGCAGGCGCAGCAGCAGUGGGUCCGGGACACGAUGGAGGCCGCGGGGGGCCAGGCGGCGACGCUCGCCAAGGCGCUGCGCGUCGAGCAGCUCUACCUGCCGUCGGAGCACCGGCGCUGGUACCGGGAGACGGCGAAGACGCUCUGGCUCGCGGGCCAGGUCGCCGUGCUCUUCCUCAAGUUGGAGAAGGUCGACAUCCCGCGGCCCUUCUCCUGGGUCGUCGCGGGCCUCGAGUUCGUCACGCUCGAGCCCCUGACGUCGCUCUUCUUCUCGCCCUGCGCCAUCUUCGACCACUACACGUCCGUGACGCUCACGACGCUCGUGCCCGUGCUCUUCGGCGUCGUCGCCGCGGCGGCGGCCGUCGGCGUCUUCCUCUUCAACCCGGAGAGCGACUGGCGCGCCGUGCGGCGCCGCUGCGGGAAGAACUACGUGACGGCCCUGCUCCUCUUCCACCCCAUGGUCUGCAUCCACAUCAUCGGCCACUUCCACUGCGACGGGCCCUUUGUCGUCGCGGGCGGCCGGCGGCGCCACGUGCUCGCGUCGGACUACGCCGUGUCCUGCGACGGCGCGAUCUGGCACCUCUACGCCGCCUACGCCGGGCUCAUGCUCGCCGCGUUCGUCGUCGGCGCGCCGCUCGCGGCGCUCGCGGCGCUCCGGCGGAACCGGCCCGCGGGGCGCGUCGCGCCGCCGUCGGAGCUCGCGAAGCUCGACGGCGCGCUCGCGAGCCUCACGCAGCGCUACACGCCCCAGUUCUGGUGGUUCGAGGCCGUCGCGGUGCUCGUGCGCCUCCUCUUCGGCGGGCUCACGGUCAUCUUCGUGCCGAACGCGCCCGCGCUCCGCGUCGCGCUCUGCCUCUUCGGCGUGUCCGCCUACCUCUGGUUCACGGCGGCGUUCCGGCCCGUGGCGCGGGCGUCGAGCCACGUCGUCGAGUCCCUGGCCUACGCCAUGCUCUGGUUCCUCGCCUUGUACGCGACGGUGUCGGAGACGCGCGCGGGCGACUCCGUCAAAGGCGCGUGCUCCGCGGCGCUCUUCGUGUUCGUGGUGGCGGUCUGCGGGCUCACGCGCCACAUCAAGUCCAACGAGGGCGACUUCAAGCUCGGCGACGCGAUCCUGCGGCGCGAGCCCUUUGCGGCGGCGAAGUUCGAGGCCGCGACGUCGCGGUCCUCGAAGCUGCUCUACGACUGCGUGUCCCACGCGGCGUCGGAGAUCGUCGACGCGCCGGACCCGGCGGGCAUGGCCUACCUGCGGGCGCACCUCGUGGCGCUGGGGAGCGUCUGGGAGGACCGCGUGGCCGCGGCGGAGGCGUGCCGCGCGCGGCGCGACGCGCUCGAGGCGCAGCUCGCGCGGCUCGGCGGGGCCCCGGGGCCGCCGGAGGCGCAGCUCGCCCGGCUCUUCGGCGACGCCGCGCCCGUGGCCGUGAGCACGCGGCGGCGGCGGAGCAUGGAGGACCUCCGCGCGUUCACGCGGCGCGGCGCGGCGCCGGACCGGGGCCCGGGGAGCCCCGAGGCCGCCGCGCUCGGCUUCGGCGACGUGCUCGAGCUCGUCGCCGAGACGACGUGGUCCCGCUUCGAGGUGCUGCGCCUCGACGCGCUCUGGGCCAUGAACGGCACGUCCGAGGUCAUGGCGCGGCGCUGCGCGUCGUUCCUGGCCGCGGAGCCCUGGGGCUCGGACCUGCGGGGCCUGGCCAACGUCGAGGCGCCCGCGGCGCAGCCGCCGCUGGAGAGGCCCGACCUGCGAGCGGCCCUCGACGGCCUCGCGACGGCGCGCGCGCGCGCCGCGCACCGCGCGGCGCUCGACCGGGGCUGCCUCGCGGAGCUGCUCCGCGCGCUCGCGGCGGCGUCCUACGGCGACUUCGAGGCGCACCUCCGGCGGCUCGUGCCCGGCGCGCGCACCUACGGGGAGGACACCGGCGCGGAGCCGGGCAGCCCGCUCGCGGCCGUGAAGCCGCCGCCGGCGCGCGCGUGGGGCGCGCGCUGCGCGCUCAAGUGCGCGCGGGACAUGUCCGUGAAAGCCGCGCCGCGCAUGACGGCGAAGAUCGCCGAGGCGUGCGAGGGCGGCGGCGGCGACUGGCCCCACUGCGCGCGCGUCACGGACGCGCUCCGCGCGUCCGUCCUCUGCGACGACGCCGAGGCCUUCUGGCACUGCUUCCUCGCGAUCCGCGGCGACCCGGCGGACGAGGCCCAGACGCUGCGGGUCGUGCGGCUCCGGAACAAGCUCGGCGCGGGCAAGACGCCCUUCAACCUGCACGUGAACGGCCUCUUCCGGCCCAGCGCGCUCGCGGACCCGAUCCUCGUCGAGAUCCAGAUCUGGGCGACGCCCAUCAUGGCGCUCAACGACGUCUCCCACGCGCAGUACGAGGUCGUGCGCGCGGGCGCGCCGGGGGAUAUUUAG